Messenger RNA from Punica granatum (pomegranate), 1719 nucleotides. The record is from RefSeq and is a predicted model, not a curated record. Lineage: Eukaryota; Viridiplantae; Streptophyta; Magnoliopsida; Myrtales; Lythraceae.
CCCGCCCCCUUCUCAUCAGUCAGUCAUCACGAUUGUACUUUUCACCCUCAAAAUUCCCUUUCAGCACCACCUCCAAAUCCAUCCCUUUCGUGACUCAGUCCAGAACGGAACUCGCCUACUGUCCCAGCUAGCUGUAGCAAUGAGUCUGCUCCGGAGAAUCGAGCUCAUGGAGCCCUACUGCCUCUCACCUCUGUUUCUCGCCCCCGAUACCCUACCCUACGAGCGAUUCUAUCGCGAGCGGUUCAUCUCCUCGCUCGAUCUCUUGGGUCUCGAGCCGACCCCCUUCGAGCUCUUCGACGCCGUCACCGAUCUGAUCCAACUCGAGAGAGCCCCGUCCCUCAGCUCCUACAGGAGGAUCCGCUACAGGGUCGGGGCCGAGUCCUCCUACUUGCUGAACCUGUGCGACCGCGUCUCCGAGCUGGAAUCCAAGUUUGACCGUCUGGUCAGCGCCCGGAGGAUUGCCGCUGGUGACCGGAAGCACAUUUGGACGGCAGAGAUCAAGGGGAAGGACGCUGACAGGAAGUACAAAUUGACGGCGGAGAUCAAGGGGGCAAAGGAGGAGAAGGAGAAGGAGAAGGAAAAGCAUCACCGCCACCACCACCGCCAUCACCACCACCACCACCACCACCACAAGGAAGGGAAGAGCUACAAAUGGAUUGCCGAGAUAAAGGACAAGGGGGAGGAAGGGCCAAUCACGCGGACUUACACAUGGAAGGCAUCGAACAGGGAUAUGGAUGAGAGCAGCGAAUCGGGAUCAGAGAAGGAGGAGAAGAAGCACAAGAAAGAGAAGAAGCACGAGGAGGAGAAGAAGGACGAGAAGUGCACCACGCGAUUGGUGGAGAUUGAGGAGCCCAGUGACCUUGGAGUUUUCACUUUGAGACAGGCUUUCGCAAAGAGGGCUGGGGCUCUCCGAGCUGCGAAGGGCAAGAAGAAGGAACUGUCACCUCAGGAUGCUGCAUUGUUGAUCCAGAUGAGCUUCAAAGCUUAUUUAGUUCGCCGAUCCCGUGCUCUGCGUGCCCUCAGGGAGCUUGCAGUGGCUAAAGCCAAGCUGAAGGAGAUCAGGGCAUUGUUCAAUAACUUCUCCUAUCGCCGCCGUGUAGGUCGUGAUGCAGAGGAGCGUCAGAGAUUCUCUGAGAGGAUUAUUGUCCUGCUCCUUACGGUUGAUGCCAUUGAGGGUGCUGAUCUGAUGGUGAGGGCUUCGAAGAAGUCGAUGGUGGAUGAGCUGGAAGCAAUGCUGGAUGCGGUGGAUCCUCAGCCUCCAGGAAGAUCUCUCUCCAUGAAGAGGAGGACAUUCGAUGUGCCUGAUGGUGUGAUUCAGAAGGAGAUAGCCGAAGGUGUGACACAAAUCGUCAGGAUGCUCGAAGAGGAAGACGACCAAUCAUCAUCUGGAUCCUGAGGCACGAAGAAACUAAGCAAUGCAGAGAGGAUAAGGGUGGGAAGGGUGUAUCUGUUAACUUGCCCAUUUAGUCUUUAUAUAAUGAAUGUCUGUAUAAUGUGUUGUGUUCUCCCAUGCGUUCUAGUGUUUAGUCUCGCUUGCAGAAUAAGUUAGUUCGUUGAGACAUGCUAGAGAAAUGAGGACCGAGAGACUUUGUGUUGUCAUGACGGAAGUGUGCAUCGGGAAGAGUGCGUGUACUCUCUUAUGGCUAUUUUAUGCUUAUUAUCCAGUCUCUCUUGGAGUGCAGUUGGAAAUAUAAGGGUGCCUUUGGAUUCAGAGAUAAA